AUGUAUUCAACUAGAUCUUCUUCAUCAAUCUCCAUUGCCAUAGGUGAUUUAAACAAAGAUAAUCGUUUGGACAUUACCUUCAUCAACAAUAAUACGGGCACUAUAGGUAUUAUGCUUGGCUAUGAUGAGUUUUUUCCAAUUCAAACGACAUAUGCAACUGGCACUGAACCAUACUGUGUAGCUGUUGGUGAUUUCAACCAUGACGCCCGGCUAGAUAUUGUAGUUGCUAAUAGGGACAGCAACACUGUAGGUGUACUUUUGGGAUAUGGAAAUGGCUCUUUUGAAAAUCAAGCGACAUAUUCAACUGGCUCUAAUCCAUGGUCUGUAGCUGUUGGUGAUUUUAACAACGACAUCAAUCUGGAUAUCGUCGUCGCUAAUGCUCAUGACAAUACUGUCAGUGUACUUCUCGGAUACGGUGAUGGCUCUUUUGCAAAUCAAACGACAUAUUCAACUGACUCUUACCCGUUAUCUGUAGCUGUUGGUGAUUUUAACAACGACAACCAUCUGGAUAUCGUUGUUGCUAAUUAUGAUGGCAAUACUUUAAGUGUACUUCUCGGAUAUGGUGAUGGCUCUUUUGCAAAUCAAAUGACAUAUUCAACUGGCUCUGACCCACAAGCUGUAGCUGUUGGUGAUUUUAACAACGACAUCCAUCUGGAUAUCGUCGUUGCUAAUUUUGAUGACAACACUAUAAGUGUACUUAUCGGAUAUGGUAAUGGCUCUUUCGCGAAUCAAACGAAAUAUUCAACUGGCUCUAGCCCAAUAGCUCUAGCUGUUGGUGAUUUUAAUAAUGACAACCAACUGGACAUCGUCGUUGUUAAUCGGGAUGACAACACUGUAAGUGUCCUUCUCGGAUAUGGCGAUGGUUCUUUUGCAAAUCAAACGACAUAUUCAACUGGCUCUGGCCCAAUUUCUGUAGCUGUUGGUGAUUUUAACAACGACACCCAAUUGGAUAUCGUCGUUGCUAAUUUUGGUGGCAACACUGUAAGUGUACUUCUAGGAAAUAGCAAUGGCUCUUUUGCAAGUCAAACGACAUAUUCAACUGGCUCUAACCCACAUGCUGUAGCUGUUGGUGAUUUUAACAACGACACUCGUCUGGAUGUUGUCGGCGCUAAUUUUAAUGACGAAACUGUAGGUGUACUACUUCGGUAUGACAAAGGAGCUCUGGAAGAUAAAAUCACAUUUGCGCCUACCUAUGGUUCUCGUUUGCGAAACUUUGCCCUUUUUGAUUUCAAUAACGAUAGCCUAAUGGAUAUCGCCGUUGUCAAUUAUGGUACUAAUAACAUAGGUGUCCUUCUUGGAUAUAAAAAUGGCACUUUUGGAAAUCAAAUGGUGCUCUCAACAGGCUUAAAUUCUCAUCCUUACUCCAUCACAAUCCAUGAUUUCAAUAGAGACGGUCAAGCAGAUAUAGCCGUGGCCAAUAAUGGUACUAAAAAUCUUGUUACGUUUCUUGGAAGUGGAAAUGGAACAUUUGAAGAUCAAGGACGUUACGGUGUAGAUUUCGAUUUCGCUCCAUUGAUUAUUGGUGCCAAUAGUUUUGACAAAAAUGGGCGUUCAGAAAUUUUCGUUGCAUAUGAUGACAUCGAUUAUGUAGAUGUGCUGGUUACAUACGACAUCGGAUCUUUCAGUAAUCACAUUAAAUAUUCAACUGGGAAUUGGCCCCGAUUUGUAGCUCUUGGCGAUUUUAAUAACGAUACCCAACUGGAUAUCGUCAUCGCUAAUCGGUACGACAAUAAUGUAAGUAUCCUUCUCGGAUAUGGAAAUGGUUCUUUCACUAAUCAAACGACCUACUCAACUGGCUCUCAGCCAUGGUCUGUAGCUGUUGGCGAUUUUAACAACGACACCAAUCUGGAUAUCGUCGUUACUAAUUUUGGUGGCAAUACUGUAAGUGUCCUUCUCGGAUAUGGCAAUGGCUCUUUUGCAAAUCAAACGACAUAUUCAACUGGCUCUGGCCCAAUUUCUGUAACUGUUGGUGAUUUUAACAACGACACCCGACCGGAUAUCGUUGUUGCUAAUUAUCAUGGUAAUACUUUAAGUGUACUUCUCGGAUAUGAAAAUGGCUCUUUUGCAAAUCAAACGACAUUUUCAACUGGCUCUACCCCAUACUCUGUAGCUGUUGGUGAUUUUAACAAGGACACUCGACCGGAUCUCGUCGUUACUAAUCUUGGUGGCAAUACUGUAAGUGUCCUUCUCGGAUAUGGCAAUGGCUCUUUUGCAAAUCAAACGAAAUAUUCAAGUGGCUCUGCCCCAUACUCUGUAGCUGUUGGUGAUUUUAAUAAUGACAACCGACUGGAUAUUGUCGUCGCUAAUUGGAAUAACAACACUAUGAGUGUCCUUCUUGGAUAUGGCAAUGGUGUUUUUGCAAAUCAAAUGAUCUAUUCAACGGGCACUAGUCCUUCAUCUGUAGCUGUUGGCGAUUUUAAUAAUGACACCCGACUAGAUAUCAUCGUCUCUAAUGGUAAUGGGCAAAGUGUCAGUAUAUAUCUGGGAUAUCCUAAUGAAGGCUUUUUUAAGCAAAUGAGACUCAUAACUCGCAAUGGAUCUCGCCCUAAGUCAUUCGCCAUUGGAGAUUUUAACAAUGAUGGUCAAAUAGAUAUUGCAGUUGCAAAUUCAGGCACUAACGACAUCAGUAUUUUCCUGAGACACGCCAAUGGUUCUUUCGGAAAUCAAAUGGCAUAUGCAACUGAUUCCUCUCCGUGGUCGGUAGCUGUUGGUGAUUUCAACAACGAUACCCUACUUGAUGUUGUCGUCGCGAAUCUUGACAGUGACAAUGUUGGUAUAUUUCUUGGAUGGGGUAAUGGUUUCUUUUCAAGCCAGAAAACGUUUUCGACCGGUUUAAACUCGCAACCAAACGCGGUUGCUGUUGGCGAUUUCAACAACGAUACCUUGCUAGACAUUAUUGUUGCUAAUUAUGACACAAACAACAUAGGUGUGUUGCUUGGCUAUGGCAACGGUUCCUUCACAAGUGUUAAGCUUUUUUCAACCGGUUAUGGAUCUCUUCCGUUCUCGGUUUCUGUUGAUGAUUUAGACAACGAUGGAAAAUUGGAUUUCGUCGUCGCCAAUGAAGGUGCUGACAAUUUAAACAUUUUUUUACAGACCUGUUAA
Molecule: messenger RNA, 3102 nt
Organism: Rotaria sp. Silwood1
Lineage: Eukaryota; Metazoa; Rotifera; Eurotatoria; Philodinida; Philodinidae
Source: the annotation of a GenBank genome assembly